This is a messenger RNA of Galendromus occidentalis (western predatory mite), 427 nucleotides long. Its product is annotated as immunoglobulin domain-containing protein oig-4. Gene Ontology annotation, biological process: homophilic cell-cell adhesion; synapse organization. The record is from RefSeq and is a predicted model, not a curated record. The transcript is spliced from 2 exons. The coding region runs from base 14 to 349 and encodes 111 amino acids. NCBI's taxonomy places the organism in Eukaryota, Metazoa, Arthropoda, Arachnida, Mesostigmata, Phytoseiidae. Gene Ontology annotation, molecular function: axon guidance receptor activity. Gene Ontology annotation, cellular component: neuronal cell body; plasma membrane; axon.
GCCUUGCGUGAGAAUGAGUCAGCUCUCGGCCUCGUUCCAGGGCGCAGUGAUCGAAAAAGCUUCCCACUUCGACUAUGAAUUCUUCCUCGGGCAUAAGAUCAUAUUCGUUUGUGUCGCACGGGGACUACCGCGACCCAAAAUCACGUGGUUCAAAGACGGCGUCGAGCUCUUGGGACAUCCGUAUUCGCAGAUUUCCGAAUGGCAACAACAAGAGAACCGCAUAAAGUCGAAACUCGAGAUCGAUCCCGCCCGCCAAAUGGACUCGGGAAAUUACGAGUGUCAGGCAGACAACAAGUACGCCAUUGAUCAGAGAUCAUUCCGAGCGGACUUCUCAUCUCUACCGAGUUGAAAUCGCAGCGCUGACCGUGAUACUCCCGUCUGGAGCAUUCUUCAAGCUUCAGUACCGACUUUCAAUAAAGAGUUGAUU